AUGGAGAGGCGCGACGCGAGAGAACCAGACUUCCCGAGCUCCUCUCUCGGUUCCCUCGCGCUUGCACCACCGCCACCAAGCUCCUCCUCCUCCCCCCGCCCCCCCCGCCCCGCCACCGCCACCGCCGUCACCCCCCGACAACCUCCACCUGCUCUACCCCUUCCUCGCCUCCUCCUCCUCGCUCCAACCUCUUGUCUUGCCUUCCCAGAGCCCCCCGCCGCGAGUGCGCUUCGUCACCAAAGUCCACGCCCUCCGCGACCUCCACCUCCCGCUCCUCUCCCAGUGGUUCGAGUCCCACCCUCCCCGCCCUGUGCGGUCGUCUCCGACUUCUUUCUCGGGUGGACCCACCGCUUCGUCCGCGCCGCGGCGUCCCGCAUGUCGUCUUCACGCCGUCCGGCGCGUUCGGGCUCUCCGUCACCUUUGCCGUGUGGCGGGACCUCCUCCGGCCCGACGAGGAGUCGAUGGUCUCGUUCGCGAAGCUGCCAGACUGCCCUCGCUUCCCGAAAUUGCGAAGCUGCUGACCCCCGCCAAGCUCGCACCCGAGCGCCGACGCUGCCUCCGUUCAAUCUCGCCCUUCCACCUGCUACUAUUGCCUCGCUGACGCCUCUAACCCGUAGAUCUCACCGCGCGUUGUUUCCCAAGCUCCCCUACUGCCGAUCUACCGCCGCCCCCCCUUCGCGAAGCUGCCGCUACCUCGCUGCUCCACCAGAGCACUCCCGCUCCGCUAAGCCGAGCACUCCGCCGCCGAGGUUGCCCUCAACUCCCUCUCCUCCCGUGGCCCUUCUCACUCCCUCGCCGCUCGUAUCCUGGUGA
Eucalyptus grandis is the source of this 813-nucleotide messenger RNA. Its product is annotated as proline-rich receptor-like protein kinase PERK2. The transcript has 2 exons. Bases 1 to 813 code for a protein of 270 amino acids. The record is from RefSeq and is a predicted model, not a curated record. NCBI's taxonomy places the organism in Eukaryota, Viridiplantae, Streptophyta, Magnoliopsida, Myrtales, Myrtaceae.